Messenger RNA from Cordyceps militaris CM01, 3183 nucleotides. Its product is annotated as RNA-binding protein, putative. Gene Ontology annotation, biological process: post-transcriptional regulation of gene expression. Lineage: Eukaryota; Fungi; Ascomycota; Sordariomycetes; Hypocreales; Cordycipitaceae. Bases 1 to 3183 code for a protein of 1060 amino acids. Gene Ontology annotation, cellular component: cytoplasm. The record is from RefSeq and is a predicted model, not a curated record. Gene Ontology annotation, molecular function: mRNA binding. The transcript has 6 exons.
AUGGACGACUUCCGUUUCCGUUCCCAGCAGCAGCAGCAGCAACAGCAGCAACAGCAGCAGCAGCAGCAGCACCAGCCGUCGAGGAACGACAUGUCAAUCUCCUCUCUAGUUUCACCACCUCGCAACGGCAACUCCAGAAUGGUCAUGCAGCAACCAUCCGCUCACGACCAUCGCGCAAACCUCCCUCGCCGCUUCACUACCGAUUCCGGCCGUGUCCCGACCUUGUCCAGCAUGACUUCGCCUGCCAAGGGCCCUGAGCUGUCGCACGACUACUCUUCUCCCAAUCAAACGCUACACAAGGUUCAAUUGAUUGAACAAAAGAAAAUGGAGUAUGAGAGAAUUCGAGAGCAACGCCGCCGCUUCGAGCUGGAAAUGCAAAAGCUCGACCAGCAGCAGCGUCGUGAGGCUCAAGAACUCGCCCAGAUGGAGGAGGAGAUUGUUCGUCUCGGCGGCCAUCAGUCCGAACCCACCACUCCCCCCGAAUAUCGCGACCACAACUCCGGCUUCCCCUCCAUGUUCUCGCGACCGAAUCGUUAUUCCACCUCGAGCCUCACCUCGCCCCCGGGUAUCUUUAAUCGCCCCGGCAGAUCAGGCUCGCAGGUGACUUCUCCGCCUUCUGGCAUCAUGCAGCCUCGUUACGGAUACGACGAACUGUUGCUGCCCUCGCGAUCUGUUCCCACCACUCGUCGAAACAGCGACGAUGAGAAAGAGGAGGCUGUUCGACAGGAUCCUUCAAGCCAUCGAUCUGGCAACGCGUUCAACCGUUAUUCGAUGCCAGUCACCAAGUCCAAGAACGGUUUGUAUGAGGUGAACCUGGACCAAACCAACACGGCUCGAUUCCUGUUCGGCGAGGAUGAACCAAGUGCCUUUCCACGGCGCGACACCCCGGACCACAACUUCCCGACACUUGUGCGUCGUGAUGACCAGAUUCUUUCUGCAUCUUCUGCCGCUCUCGACCUUGCCUUGUCUCCAUCGCCGAAACCUGAUGCCAGCAGAAACUGGGGUAAUGUUAACCGACAUCGCGCACAGCAGAGCCUCUCCUCUUUGAACACCAACGGAAGUUCCAGCCAGCUCGGUGAUUUCAGCGCCAUUGGAAGCCGCCCUGCUUCUAUGCGCCAUUCCCUUGACCUCAAGUACAUCCCCGAGAGCGGCGACGGAAACGCUGGUGUUAUUUCUCCCAAGGGCACUCACGUUGUUACAACUCCUCCCAAGCUUCAGAGCUCCUUCUCCGCCAACGAGAUCACCACUGUCAAGAACUCCUCUGGAUCUUCCAUGAUGGCCAACAAUGCCAACAACCACGCCCAACAGCAUUUUCACAACCACAACGCCAAUAUGGGAAGGAUCCCCGCUGGGGCUGUGCAAGCACGUCACAGUCGUGAACUUUCUAGCGACAGUUCCAUGAAUGCCGGUCGAGACCAAGUGAACCCUUACCAGUCCCUUCACUCUGCUUUGCAAGCAAGUGCCGCGCCAUUUGGCCCUAGCAUGACCACCUCUGCGGCUCCUUUCAGUUCUGCAACAGCUACAUCCGGUUCUACAUCUCCGGCAAUGAACGGUAUGAAUGGCAUGAACGGUUCUAACGGAUUGAACGGCAUCGGUGCUAUGAACGGAAUGACCGGGUUCCCUGGCUACUAUCCUACGAAUGGGUACCAGACCAACGGCGCCAAUGGUGCACAAUUUGGUGGGCCAAUGCUUGCAGCCGGCAUGCAGCAGCUGAAUCUUAAUGGUGUUGCGUCUGGUAACAUGUAUCCUGUGCAAACCUUUUCAGGGUACAACGGCGUUCCAUUCCAGCACGGCCCUGGGGCCCCUCAGAGAGACAGCCAGGCUCGUGUCAUUCAGAAUCGGCGACAGCAACUGGACCCUGACGCCAUGUCUCGCUACCACAACAUGCCUCUCGAAUCUUUCCGUUCCCAGAUUUACGAUCUCUGCAAGGAUCAACACGGUUGCCGAUAUCUCCAGAAGAAGCUAGAAGAACGCAACCCCGAGCAAGUUCACAUGAUUUGGUUUGAGACCAACCAGCACGUCAUCGAGCUCAUGACGGAUCCAUUUGGUAAUUAUUUGUGCCAAAAGCUCCUCGAGUUCUGCAAUGACGACGAGCGAACGGUCUUGAUCCAGAAUGCCUCUCAAGACAUGGUUCGCAUUGCCCUCAACCAGCACGGCACUCGCGCCCUGCAAAAGAUGAUUGAGUAUGUCAACACUCCACAGCAGGUUCACCUCAUCAUCGAAGCUCUCCGAUUCCGCGUUGUAGAGCUCAUUCAAGACCUGAACGGAAAUCAUGUCAUCCAGAAGUGUCUUAACAAGCUCACUUCUCUUGAUGCACAGUUCAUUUUCGAUGCGGUUGGCAAUAACUGUAUCGAAGUUGGCACCCAUCGCCAUGGCUGCUGUGUCUUGCAGCGCUGCAUCGACCAUGCAUCUGGAGACCAGAAGCAGUGGCUCGUUGCGCGUAUCACUGCCCAUGCCAGGAUUCUUGUCCAGGACCCGUUCGGCAACUACGUCGUCCAGUACAUCAUCGACUUGAAUGAGCCAACAUUCACCGAACCGGUUGUUGCUACUUUCCAAGGAUGCAUUGGACAGCUCUCUCGCCACAAGUUUAGCUCCAAUGUCAUCGAAAAGUGUCUUCGGUGCGCUCAACCGCCGUCGAGAGAUAUGAUUGUGGAAGAAAUGCUGGCCGCCCCAGAAAUUGAGCGUCUUCUCCGGGACUCCUUUGCCAACUAUGUGAUCCAGACGGCUCUCGAGUUUGCCACCCCUCAACUGAAAUAUCGCUUGGUGGAGGCCAUUCGACCCGUUCUGCCGCAGAUCCGUACAACACCUUACGGACGCCGCAUUCAGGCAAAAAUUUCGGCCUACGACGGUCGCGGAAGCGCUGUGUCCAGCGGCCAAGCUACCCCAGCCGAUAACACACAAGGGCAGAUUCCUCUGCGACCUGCCCACGCGAGGGGUAUGUCUGGCACCAUUGCGCAGAACAACCUCGCUGCCAACGGCGCUCCUGCGUCUAGCAGUGAUAACCAAGCUGCCCGCCAAAACAUGCCCCCGUACGGCGGCAACGGUGCAAUAGCUUCGGCGGUCCCGGCGCAAACCCAUGUUCAGCAGCCUCAAUUUGGACAGAAUGGCAGCAACACCAAUGGUGUGACUAUGCAGUCGCCCAUGAAUGGUGGUGCAGAGAACAUGGAGCCUCGCUGGGUGUAA